AUGGUAAACAAGUCUAGGAAAGAUUGGUCUCUCAAGCUUGAUGAUACGCUUUGGGCUCUAAGGACGGCUUACAAGACCCCGAUUGGUACUACUCCUUACCGAUUGGUCUAUGGAAAAGCUUGUCAUUUGCCGGUUGAGUUAGAGUACAAAGCUUGGUGGGCGAUCAAAGAGCUCAAUAUGGAUAUGACCUUGGAGGGCGAAAAGAGGCUACUUAAGCUCAAUGAACUUGAGGAGCUCCGCUAUGAUGCCUAUGAGAACUCGAGACUCUACAAGGAGAGAACCAAGAGGUGGAACGACCAACAUAUAAGGAACAAGAGCUUUAAGGUUGGGGACAAGGUUUUGUUAUUCAAUUCUAGGCUCCGUCUGUUCCCCGAAAAGCUUAAGUCAAAAUGGUCGGGGCCUUUCACAAUUUCGAAAACAACUCCUUAUGGGUCUUUUGAGUUAGAAGCGAAUGGGAACAAGUUCAUGGUUAACGACCACCGUUUGAAGCUCUACCAUUGCAGUGAUCAAGUUGGCAUGAUUGAGUGCAUGAGGCUCGAUCCGCCAGAUCCUAAGUCACUUUCUUGA
Chenopodium quinoa (quinoa) is the source of this 567-nucleotide messenger RNA. RefSeq lists its product as uncharacterized. Gene Ontology annotation, molecular function: nucleic acid binding. Bases 1 to 567 code for a protein of 188 amino acids. The transcript has a single exon. Lineage: Eukaryota; Viridiplantae; Streptophyta; Magnoliopsida; Caryophyllales; Amaranthaceae. The record is from RefSeq and is a predicted model, not a curated record.